AUGAGCCAAGGUACAUUAAUCUCCAAUAACAGGAUCCGUUGCUGGGUCCCCAGGGCUCUUGUCGAGUACCUGAAUCUUGACGUGAAGGUUUUGGUCGCGGAAGAAAACCAAGAUAUAUGGGCGUCGAACUUCCCCUUGAAGAAGGUCCCCUGCUUCCUUGGCCCCGGAGGUGAAUUCAAACUCUCUGAGGUCAUUGCCGUGAUGGUCUACUUGAUAAAUCUGUCCAGUAACCAAGAAAAGAAAGAUGCACUGCUCGGUACAACCCCCGAGGAGCAAGCCAAGGUUCUGAUGUUUCUCUCCUUGGGAAAUGCAGAACUCGCAGCCGGGUUUCCCACCAUCUUAGCCCAAGUUCGAGGUGAAAAACCGUUUUCCAAAGUCGAAAUGGAAGCUGCCCUGCGCUACCAAGACAAAAUAGCUGCAAUUUACGAACAGAGACUCAAGGAUCAUACCUACUUGGCAACAGACCAGCUUUCGUUGGCUGAUCUGUUCAACGCUUCGCUAUUCACCCGAGGUUUCGAACAUUACUUCGAUGCCGAAUGGCGCGCCGCUCACCCCUCCAUCAUGAAAUGGUUCAAUCAUGUCACUGCUUCUCCGGCCAUCGCGGCUCUGUACCACGACUUUAAGCCAUGCGAGAAAUUUGCUGCAGAACCGCCUUCCCAGCGCUGA
Eremothecium cymbalariae DBVPG#7215 is the source of this 666-nucleotide messenger RNA. RefSeq names its product translation elongation factor EF1B gamma (gene CAM1). The transcript has a single exon. The record is from RefSeq and is a predicted model, not a curated record. Gene Ontology annotation, cellular component: nucleus; cytoplasm. Gene Ontology annotation, biological process: translational elongation. The coding region runs from base 1 to 666 and encodes 221 amino acids. Lineage: Eukaryota; Fungi; Ascomycota; Saccharomycetes; Saccharomycetales; Saccharomycetaceae.